This is a messenger RNA of Carassius auratus (goldfish), 1450 nucleotides long. RefSeq names its product roundabout homolog 2-like. The transcript has 9 exons. Gene Ontology annotation, cellular component: axon; plasma membrane. Gene Ontology annotation, biological process: axon guidance; dendrite self-avoidance; homophilic cell-cell adhesion. The coding region runs from base 145 to 1317 and encodes 390 amino acids. Gene Ontology annotation, molecular function: cell-cell adhesion mediator activity. NCBI's taxonomy places the organism in Eukaryota, Metazoa, Chordata, Actinopteri, Cypriniformes, Cyprinidae. The record is from RefSeq and is a predicted model, not a curated record.
AAAGAACAGAAGUGUGUCUGGAUCCGGAUCCCUGACAGAGAUGCUGCACUGAGGCUUAACACUUCUGCUCUUCUUGGUGCAUGAAUGCAUUUGGUCAGAUGAAGAAUGAUGCUAUGGACCAUUAUUUUCACCUAAAAGGCACAGAUGAAGAGGGCUAGCAUGUCUCGUCCUGUAUGGAGCUCAGUUCAGAUGUCCUGUUCAUUCUGGCUCCUCCUUCUCUGCUCCUCUAUCAGGUUUAAUCCUGCGGUGUCUGAAUUAGGCCUGGAGGAUGUGUUCUUUCACCCUCAGUCCAUGCGAACUGAAGAGGGCCGGGAUGUUUUCCUUCAGUGUGUCUCGGGUGAUAGUUCUCCUCCUGCUCAGAUUUCAUGGUUAAAAAAUGGCAGACUUCUCACCAAAGGAAACCAGAUUCAGGGACAGUAUGGAGGAGGGAGUCAAAGGAAGACUUCUGGAACUUUGCACAUGGCUAACAUCACUAAAGCAGACCAAGGAGUCUACAUCUGUAUCACCCACAAUCCUCUACUGAACAUAAGAAAAGAAAGUAAAGCAGCAACUCUGACAGUGCAUGGUUCCAAUGUAGACGUAAAGAUUAUUGAAGGCCCCCAAAAUCAUACUGUACCUGUUGAAAUGGAAGCUGCACUGCACUGCUUUGUUGAAGGUUUCCCCAUUCCCACAGUGCGGUGGUUUAAGGAUGGACAUCCAUUACCCAACUCUUCUAGAUGGGAUCUGCAGAAGGAGGGACAGCUGCUGAUUUUUCAGAGAGUAUUGUCAGGGGAUGAGGGCCUGUAUUUCUGUGAAGCUCACAAUGAGAGGCAGAAAGUGAUAUCCGAGCCAGCCUACCUCCUGCCUGCUGUUAUGGAUUGGAUCUUUGUUCUUGAACCUGCCAACCUAACAGUGAGGAAGGGUGAAUCUGCAACUCUUCCCUGUAGGCCUCCUCGCAGUAGACCCCAAGCACAAGUGUCCUGGUUUAAGAACAACAGACUACUCAAGACAGGACCAUAUUAUGUUUUUGAUCCUACUGGAGACCUGGUCUUCCACAGUGUACAAGAGACAGACAGUGGAUUGUAUUUCUGCAGAGCAUCUAAUUCCCAUCUGAAAAGGGCUCUCACAUCGAAAAAAAUAUUCCUGGAUGUUCUUGAACCUCCAUCCGUGACUAUCUGGCCGAUGAUGGUGACGUCUCCUGUUGGAGCUGAAGUGACGAUUCACUGCCAGGUGUUAGGACACCCUGCCCCUUUCAUCAAGUGGUCAAAGCAGGGCCGGUUUGUCCAAACUGGAGGCAAAAUUAUCAUGAGGUAUAUUGUGCAUGGAGAGUUUAUAUAGUAGUUACUGUUUACCAGUGGUGCUUGUGAAUUCAUUUUGUUCCCAGGUUAAGAAACACAACACUUUACAUUUCAUCAGUGAGAAUGUAUGAUGAAGGACAUUACACAUGCGCAGCCUCCAACACACUGGGCCA